GCAUGCUUGCGAUGAAUCCGUAAUUCGUCAUGUACGAACAGACUUUUGGGAGAAGACCGAACGAGGAAUGUAGGCGAGAAAUGAUCGAUGGUGAGCGGAUCGACAGUGGAGAUAGACGACCUUGUCUUGAUGUGCAAUUGAUCGACAAGUCGAUGCAGCCUUUCUGCAUCCGCUGGGUGGACAAGGUCAUAGAGGUUGUGGCCCUUUAGCUCGUUCGAGCCAAGGUUCAGCACACUGAACGAUUCCUCACUGACGCGCAGGCACUCGAGGUGCAGCGUACAAAUUCAAGUAACCGUGGUCAAUCCUUGCUUCAAAUGACCUGACGAACAAUUGCUCGGUAUUUGCGGUUGCCACCAGGUUGGUAUGUCCCAGUAUCGUUGAAAAAUCCCUACCAGCAUGGCAUGCUGCGUUUCUGAGUUCUCUCAGUGUGAUGAGAAGUCUGCCUUUGAUAUGUUCUGGUCGGGAAUUGCGAGUUGUCGUGGACCUCUUGAUCCUGUUGAAUCUAUAAUGCCACAACAUUAUCGAGACGCGCCCCUGUGAUGAGAAUUGGGACGCCUGCUUUAAAUCUGGCCUUGAU
Acaromyces ingoldii is the source of this 577-nucleotide messenger RNA. RefSeq lists its product as hypothetical. The transcript has a single exon. The record is from RefSeq and is a predicted model, not a curated record. NCBI's taxonomy places the organism in Eukaryota, Fungi, Basidiomycota, Exobasidiomycetes, Exobasidiales, Cryptobasidiaceae. The coding region runs from base 30 to 209 and encodes 59 amino acids.